CCGCGUCAACUAAAGCAACGCGAGACAGCGCGAUAAUACGAGAGAAUAAUGUAAAAAAAUAAAGACGGAAUCAACAUAAGAUGUUAAAUAAUUAAACAAGAAGAAGAGGAGGAGGAGGAGGAGAGAGACGGCGGGAGGGCGCCGAGCGGCGGAGCGUCGCGGCCAGGAAAAGAUGACGGUGGACAAUGAUGUUGCGGACGUGUGAGUCCGGCAGCUGAAGCGAUCGCUGGAAGAUGCCCAAGUUUGGCCUCUCAAGGACUACACAGUCUGAGAGCGCAGCAAGCCACAGCAACAUGGUGGAAAAACCUCUGGGAAAGGCACCCAGCACCAACAGCAAUAUUAUGGAAAAACAGAACAAAAAGGAUAAGGAGAAAGCUGGCGAAAACCGGAUACCCAAGUUGGACCGUGGUGAACUGGAAAAGGAUGGGAAAGAUAAAACAUCCAAACGCAAGCUUCCUUUCGCCAGCAGCCCUAACAGUCACCAGCACAACAACUCUGAUUCUGACUCUGACUGUGAACGUUCGAACGAUUCGUGGCUCGACCGUUCGACUUCUAACAUCUCUUCGCCGUCUUACAAAACGCACACAGAGAAGCCAGCGCCUCCUGAGCGCAAGCGGAUGAGGAAAGACUCGGGCAGUGCCCGCAAGGAAGCGGGUGGCGGUGGUGGCCGAAAACUGGGCGCCUUUCUGAGCCAGUCGCCCGGCCUGCGCCUCGGCUAUCCAUUGUCGGAGCGCCAGCAGAUGGCAUUGCUCCUACAGAUGACUGCCGAAAGUACCAACAGUCCAGACGGCGUGGCGAAGGACGGCGCCCCGGGUGCGGCGACGGGGCAGCGCAAAGGGUCGACGGGUGCAGCGCGGCCCAAGGACAAAGUGAACAAGCGCAACGAGCGCGGAGAGACAUCGCUGCAUAUGGCCGCCAUCCGGGGAGAGGUGCGGCAACUCCGUGAGCUCAUCUCGCGCGGUGCUGACGUGAACGUCAAGGACUUCGCAGGCUGGACACCUCUGCACGAGGCGUGUAACCAUGGCUACUAUGCUGUAGCCAAGCAGCUGCUCCUUGCUGGGGCGGACGUGAACACCCGCGGCCUGGACGAUGACACCCCACUCCACGAUGCCGCCAGCAACGGAUACCUGGGCGUGGUACGGUUGCUGAUGCGGUACAACGCUGACCCCUACCAGAAGAACGCCAAGGGGGAGUGUCCCGUGGAUGUCGCGUGCUCGACCACAGUGGAGAAGCUGCUGCGCAAGGAGCUGUCGUGGUCCGCCACCGAAGACAGCUCUGCAGACUCGGAGGAGGAGCCGGUGUCCGUGGCACCAUCAGGCCCAGACGAGGACCUGUCGGACUCGGAGGUGGACGGAAAGCCCAGCAAGCACCACCGCAAGGCGCCCGCCACUCCGGGGAAAACCAUCGGCGGCGGCACGGCCACGUCGGCCUCCACCGUGUCGACGCCAGCGCGGCCCGUCAAAGACGAGUACGAGUUUGACGAGGACGAUGAUGACCUCAUCACUUUCAAGCCGGCCGACGACAAGCACCUCCUCAAAAAGGGCCUCAAGAAAGAUCGAGACGAUGACCCGGACUAUGUCGUCAGCCCUCCUGCCAAGCACGGAAAGUCGGGCUCAACAAAAAAACCAGUGCUGAAAACGCGUAAGAAGGCGACUCGGAGGAUUGAGUCGGACACUGAGAGCUCGGAGGAGGAGGAUUUGCCUGUGAUAGACUUUGGGUCGGCUUCCAUAAAAUACAAAACGGACUUUGGAAAGUCGACGCAGAGGUCAGAUGUGACUAGUGGUGGUGGUGGUGGCGGCGUCAAAGAAUCUCCGGCAAAAAACCAGGUCAAGGAGAAACCGAAGGAGAAACAGAAACUGAAAGCACAGCAUCCCAACAAGGAGAACAACAAAAUAGCGAAAGGAGAAAAGGCCAAGUUGGUGAACUCCUUGUUACUAACAGACUCAUCGGACAGUGAGAUCUUUGAGCAGCCAAAAUUGCGGGAGGUAGUGCGGACAUACAGUGGGGUGAAAACAGGGAGCUUGACAUCAUCGACAUCAUCGGUUUUGCUUACAGGAAAGUCAGAUAAGCAUUCAAAGGCUUCACGGGCGGACGGCCUGAAAUCGGGGAUGUCUCCAGCGAACUCGGAUGUGAGCUUCCAGUCCGGCUCUGUACGUACUGAGCUGAACUCUGACUCGGAUGACCGCACGUCCGAGACGUGCAGCAGCAGCGGCAAGUCGCUGAAGAGAAAGAAGAAAAACAAGCACCGGCGGCGGGAGAAAUCGACGGAGAGGCCCACGUGGCACGUCGGCGACGCAGUGCUGUCCCCACAGGGGCGUGACUCGGAUGCCACGCCAACUGGGUCGGGUCGCUUCACCGGGGAGGAUGGAGCAGGUGGUCUCGCCCGGGCUGUGGAUGUGGAAGGGAAGGUGGUGAAGAAGCACAAGGUGAAGCACAAGAAGAAGGACCGCGAGAAAGGGGACACCGGGCCCGAAAGUGAACGAUCUGAGUUCAAGGGAAACACGUCGCGGCCGGCCACACCUGGGCGGUCGGCCGAGACAGGUGGCGGUGGGCGGUUCCAGACACCGCUGAGGUUGCAGAGCCCCCCGCCAGAAAAGCCACCUUGGGAUGGCGCUCAGGAGGUUGACAACUUGGAGGUGAGGAGAAAGGAAGACAAGCUGAAGCAGUCGAAAGACGACCGGGAGAGAGACAAGCUGAAAAAGAAGAAGAAAAAGAAGAAAAAACACCAGAGCGACGGAGAGGAAGAGAGGAGAAUCGGUUCACACCUGCAUCGUACGAGCACGGACGAAAGGCUGUGGAGCCAAUCGCCUGACCCUCAUAACACGAAAACCCAAUCAAGUCCACUAACAGACAACAAAAACUGCUUCCCAGUUGAGAGAAAAGAGAAAAAGAACAUCCAAAACUUGGAGAAAAAAGAACAGAAGGACGAGCAGAUAUCCGAGAAAAAAUCUAAAGACCUCGCUGCCGAAGAAAGACUAUCAGCGCACCACUGGCAUGGCACGGAGGAGAGGAGAGGCAGCAAGUCAUUUGAGAAGAAAGACGAUACGUCUCAUCACACAGUGGCUCUGAAACAUGGCGGGGAUGAUCGGCGAGCAAGUUUGAACACGGACAAGAAGGCAAAGGAGGAGCUUUUCCAAGCGCAGAGACCGAGUGGGGAGGAGAGGCGAGGGAGUCAUUCAGAGAAAAAAGAGAAGAAAAACCAGCCAGAUGAUCGGAAAUCGAGGGAAGAAGUGCCAGAGCAUGUGCUUUUUCAGCAACACAGCGGAGAAGACAAGAAAGAGAGCUUGCAAAGGCACGGUCCUGAUGAGCGGAGGGGAAGCCAGAUGCCUGAGCGAAAGGAGAAGAAAGAGACAACACUGACAGAAAAGAAGUCGAAGGAGCAUUCUGAGCAGGCAGUGUUACAUCGAAAAAGUUCAGAUGAAAAGAAGGAGAGUCAGCACAAGUCGGGUGUCGAUGAGAGGAGGAUCAAAUCCGACCGAAAGGUUAAUGAUAAUUCGCUGUCUCAGACUCACUCGAGCAGACAACCAAGCAAGGACAAGGAAGCAGGUUUGCAGACUGCAGCGGGAGCCUUUCAGAGGCUUAACAGCGAGGAGAAAAAGGGCGGAAGCCACCACAAACACAGCUCUGAUGAAAGGCGAAGCAGCCUGCCAGGAGAGAAGAAACCCAAGAAAGAUGAGCACUCACUUGACAGAAAGAAUAAAACAGAGCAACCGCCCAAGGUGCCAUCGGGGGCAGGGGCCCCGGUCACCGAGGAGCGUAGGCCGAGUAUCCCAACGGAAAAGAAAGACAAAAUUGUCACCCUUGAAAAGCGUGACAGGAGUGAGGCUGAGAGGAAGGAGAAGAAAAAAGUAAAAGAAACGUCGUCGGAGCAAGAUGCCACGCACAAGCACCGGACAGACGAGAGGAGGGAUAGCCAACACAAGCACAAGCCGCCAACAGGCGAGGAGCGGAGGGGCAGCUUUUCCACAAGCCAGAAGCUGAAGGAGAGACCCGCGCACUCUGUGAAUCCAGAAGAGAGGAGAGCGAGUUUGAGCGUCAUCUCUGACAAGAAGGAUAUCGCCGAGGUUCAGCAGCUGGAGAAAAAGGGCAAGGAUGGAUCAAUGCUUCUCAAGGCAAUGUCCGAGGAGGUGAAGACUGCUAAAAAGGAGACGCUAACAGCCGUAGCCUCGCUCGCAGAAAAAAAGAGCAAGUCGAGUCAUUCGGACAAGGAAAAGUACAAGCGUGAGCGAGAAAAGUCAUUGGAGAUGGCUGAAAAGAAGUCUCUGAAUAAGGAUCGGACCAAAGAGAAAGAGCGAGAAAAGCCAGAGAAAAAGCACUUGGAGCGGGGGGAUGGUACUCCUGCCACCACGGCUGCCACUACAAAAACAGAGCCCAAGUCGGACGACCACAACUCUGAGGUGGAAGAGAUGUUCGAAAAGCUGUUCAACCGCAACCACCAAAAAACUGUGGACGAGUCGCAUGACAUGGAUUAUGAUGAGGCAGCAGAGGCCAGCAAAGAACUGAUUGCAGCUGAGAAUCUGUCGUACAUGGAUUGGAACCUGAGCGAACCCGAGCUGGAGAGCAUCGUAUUCUGUCAGAACUUUGAUGAUGUCGAUAAGGCGAAAGAAAGCCUGGACAAGCGGCCUGUCAGAGAAGAGGUGGAAAAAGAAAAGUACGCUGUUGACAAAGACCUGAUGGAAAAGAAGAAAGAAACGUUGAUCUUGCCGCAGAAAUCUGAGGAGCCGAAUUUCGAUGUGAAAGAUCUCAAGAAGGGUGAAAAAAAAGAGAAAGACCCACACAAAGAUAAGCGUAUUAAAGAAAAGGAGAAGGUGAAAGACAGAAGCAGCUCUUUCCCACAAAUAUCAAAGCAUCCCAAAGAUGACAGGCGGUGCUCACUAAGGGAAAAUGACAUUGGAGAGCGCAACAGCAAAGAUCCGGGUAGCAAGCAGUGGUGUUCCAAAGACGUUCCAAAGCCACGGGAGUCCGACAAACCUGCAGACAUUAAGGAUAAGGAGGCUGCAGACAAGGACAGGAAACUGGUGUCUGCAAAGCCAAAACCUCGCGUGGAAGUUGGGGAGCCAGACGGUAAACUCACGAAAACCAAGGAGGUUACGGUGGCAGCACGGGAUGCCAAACCAAAGGAGAAAGUUCUUGGUGCCAGUGACUUAAUGAUGACGAGCUUUGAGCUAAUGCUGAGUCAGAAGGACAUUGAGAUGGAGGAGAGACACAAGAGGCACAAGGAAAAGAAGAGACUUAGGGAGCGGGAGAGGAUGAGGCAUCGCUCGGGAAGUGACGUUCGAUCGAAGGAGCGGGAAAAGCCUCCUGGCGUCGCUGAUGUGCGGAGCAAGGAGUUUCCCAAACUGCAGAAACCAGCCACGCCCGACAUCCAGGUGAAAGAAAAGAGGUUACAGGACCUGAGCAACGCCACGCUCGUUCCACCCGAGAGCAAGCUGAGCUCACCGUUGCGAAGAGACAUUAAGGAUUGUGCUCUUCCUGGCGGCGCGGAAAACUCAAUAUUCGCAUCUCCAAAACCUGAACUCGCGAGACCCAUGUUUUCGCCAAGUACGUCGGUCACCACCAUGGUGCCCAUCCCAAACUUUGAUGAGACGGCGGUGGUGGCGAUAGCGGCCGCAAGCUCUCCUUACUCGAUUGUGGCGGAAACAUCAUUUGACUCGAUUGAUUUUCCCCGAGCCCCAUCAUGUGCAAAAUCUCCACCGCAAGAGAGUGUCCCUCCAGCGAUGCCCGAGCAAGAAGCCACCUUAUCGCCAUGCAUGAGUGAGAAAAGGGACAUGGAUCCGCUGACCUUCCAGCAGCCUGUACCUGAAGAGAGCUGCUGGACCAUCCCUCCGCCUGAAAUGACUGAGCACAAACCCCUCGAGCAGUUUCAUGCCACUGAGCAAUCUCUGCCGAGUGUCAUCAACAUCAGCAGCGGUGGCAACAAUGACAGCUGCGAGGAGAGGCUCACCGUGCCUGCUGACGGGUGCUUAAGUCUGUCUCCGAGCUACACUGUCAUCUCUGCGUGCUCUCCUCAGUACCAGACUGUGUCGCCAGCCGCGGAGCCCGACAAUGAAGAACCGGAGGUGCUUGAGGAUCUGCCGGAGAGCAAGAGUUCACCGUCUCCCUGUUUUGGUUACCAGUCUCCGCACACUGACAAAAUCGAGGCUCUGCCAGACAGCAGGCAGCUACUGCCCUUGGAGAGCACUCUCCCGUUACCGCCGUACAUCCCGGUGCCACCUCCAACAGAGACGGAUUGCCUGCUUGAACACGAGACGGACGACUUGCGGACUGACUUGGAGACACCUCAAUUGUCGCAUUACGUACCAGUGGCCUCGGCUCCGGACGUGAGCGCAUUCACUCCAGAGGCCAUCCCCAUGAUGCAUCAGAAGGCGGCCGAGGUUCUGUUGUCACCGAGAUACCCUCCUGCCCCGUCAGACUGUGAACUGGUGGAUGAGAGUGCGGCCAUCUCAAUGCAGCACACGCUUAGGCCGCCCAGCACUUGUUCCACUGCCCUUUCGGAAGCUGCCUCCUUCCAGUCGCCACAAUACACAGCGACGUCACCCCAUAAGGACACUACUGAUACAGAUAUUAUGUUGGACAGCAAGCUCUUGCAAGAGCCCAAGCCAUUUGUACCGACAUCGCCCUGCUAUGAACUUGUCUCACCAAAGCAGGAUUCCGUGCCGUUCAUGCCGGAGCCACGGAGCAUUCAGCACCCUGUGUUUGACCAGGCAAUGACCAGUGAGGAGGCUGGCCGGGAAAUGCCGGACAAACAGGAACCCCAGCCACCCAUCACUGGAUUUCAAUCGCCGCCAUACGUUUCACCUUCGAACAGGGGCCUCAAGGAGAUCCAUUCGCCAAGGGCUGACUUUCUGCCAGACGCCAGUGGGCGGUACGCGCUUCCACGCUACAAUUUGCCAUCGACGAAUGACACGCGGAGCUUCCUGUCGGAGACGACGAGCUUCCUGUCAGAGAAGCGCAACUUCCUCUCGGAGACGACAGACAUUCUGUCGGAGACUAGGAGCAUGCUGAACACGGUCAACUUCCUGUCGCCGAGGCACAACUUCAAUGGGGGAGGCCCAAUGGAGAACCUGCCAGAGCUCCCGGGCACCACGAUAAAUCUAAGCCUCCCACAGAUGUCUGUCGUUCAGGUGUGCACCAACGCUCAGCAGAGCCAGCUGCCACACACCGAGCUAAAGGCAGUUGUCAACUUUCUGGCGGACACUGUGGCGCCCCAGAUGAAUACGCCAAUGCCCAUGCAGCCACUGCCGGACCUUUUCAGCCCCUGCAAACAGUGGGAAUCGCCAACUGAUGCUACCCAGCUAAAGCUUACCACUCCUGUCAGCACCCCGGUCGGUGUCAUGCCGCCCUUCCACAGUCAGAUCCUUACGUCAGCCUCGCCUGGCCGGAUAGCGGACAGCACAGUGACAAUGCCAGUGAGCAACAGCCUGUUCAGCUACACGUUGCACGAUGACAUCGAGGCAAAGCUGAAAUCGCCACAAUGCUGCCACCUGCCGGAUCCCCCUCCAAGGCCACCCCCCGAUGCUCCUGAAGCGUCGGAGAACAUUCUUUCGGUGUCGUUUUCAUCUUCUUCUUCGUCCUCGUCGUCAUCCUCAUCCCCGUUCCGGUACUCGCGCUCCGUACUGGACUGCGAGCCCGAACCAACCGGGAGCGACCUGGACCGCAUCCUCAGCAACAUGCAGGGAGACCCUGCGUCGGCAGCACUCGGGCAUCCCUCCAACGCCGACCAGCUGCUGGAUGCGCUGGACUUCCCGUCUGUGCCGGAGCGACGGAGCGAGGCGGACGUGGAGCCGGAAACCGAAGCGGAGCUCGCCGUGACGCCGGCCGUGCCUCCCGCCGUGGCGCCCGCCAUCAUCCAUGCCGUGGCCCCCACAAUCAUCCACGCUGUGGCCCCCGCAAUCAUCCACGCCGUGGCCCCAGCCUCGGACUGCAAGGAGGCAGCCAGCCUGGCGCUGCGUGUGCAGGAGCAAGAAGUGUUUGACAGCCUCCCGGCCGCCGCUGUGCCGAGACCAUCGGAGCCACCACCCAUUGCCGACGUGCCCGCUCCCUUCUUGGACUCUCUCAGUGCCGCGCCGGACCCCGACUCGCAGGACGAUGAACUUCCGUCCACCGCCGCGUGCCUGGAGGCCAUAGCGGAGCUCAACAAGGUGAUCUGCGGGAGCAGCCUGAUACCGGAGCCAGAGGAGGCCAUGGACUUACACGACCAGGUCUCAGACUCCCAGGAUGGUACAAGUGAUGGGGAUCAGGAAGAGAAGCCAUCGGCGGUGUUGACUGUGCCGACAGGGGCCGCUUACCCGGCCGAGUCGUUGGCUCAGGGCUCGGAGAAUGCAUCUGAUGCAGCACUGUCACCAGCACAGCCCGAGAGGGAGGCAGCGGUGGAGAUGGACGCUCCCAUUGCCGAAGAUGUGAAGCCACCGCACGAUGCCGAUGAGGAAGUGGUACCGGACGGCGUUGAAGUGAAAGCGGUGGAGCCACAGGUUGUUGAAGGAGAAGUAGCCGACCAGACAGAGAGGACUGCACUAGAGGCAGCCACGCAGUCGCCGCCGCCGCCUGCUGUAGAGAAACCAAAACAGGAGCAGGCGCUCACACCAGCGAAAUCGGACCGGACGGCCGACGAGUUGGUAGCCCCCAACGUGGCUCCGGCGGCCCCGACAACAACCCCUGCUCCCACCCCCGCGCCAUCGUCGGUGGUGGCGCCACCAUCAAGGGUGAUGACGCGCAGUCGUGCAAGCAUGGCGGCGGGAAAACAUGCAGGCAGCAGCGCGCCUGCGGAGGGCACCGGAAAGACGGUGGCCACGCGCACCAAGUCCGGCGAGGACGAGAGAACGGCGGCGGGCGCGACGCACCACCCGUACAAGCGCAAGAUGCCGGCGCAGCCUGCGCUUGCGCGUGGCGGGGCGCUCUCGCAGCAGGCGAGCGGGGGCUCGGCCUCCACCUCGGCGGCGCUGCACGCGUCCACCGCGCUGCGACAGAGCAAGGAGGCGGCGCACCAGUCGCUGGCAGCGCUCGUGGACUCGCUGAAGCUGGAGGAGAUAAAGCCGUACCAGACGGCGCGCUCCAACCCGUACUUUGAGUUUGUGCAGAUGCGCAAGCGCAUCGAGGAGAGGCGGCGUCGCGUGAUGUGCUCCGUCACGCCGCAGGCGCCGCAGUGCUACAGCGAGUACGUCACCUUCACUGGAUCCUACAUGCUGGAUGGGAAACCCUCCAGCAAGCUGCACAUCCCCACCAUAACUCCUCCACCGUCACUGUGCGAGCCAAUGAAAGAGCUGUUCAGGCAGCAAGAGAGUCGGCGCGUGAAACUGCGGUUGCAGCACAGCAUCGAGCGGGAGAAGCUGAUUUUGUCUUGCGAACAAGAGAUCUUGAGGGUACAUUGCCGGGCGGCACGGACCAUCGCCAACCAGACUGUGCCGUUCAGCGCAUGCACCAUGCUGCUUGACUCGGAGGUGUACAAUAUGCCCCAUGUGCAACAGACUGAUGAGAAAACGUCAGUGAGGGACCGUUUCAAUGCCAGGCAAUUCAUCUCCUGGCUACAAGAUGUGGAUGACAAGUACGACAAGAUGAAAACGAGCCUGCUGAUGCGGCAGCAGCACGAGGCGGCGGCGCUGAAUGCCGUGCAGCGCAUGGAGUGGCAGCAGAAACAGGAGGAGCUGGAGCCCACGGCGGCCAUCAAGGCACACGGCGGCUUCGAGGUGCCACCCUUCUACGUGCCCAUGGUGGACGUGGAUGACGACUUCGACCUCCUCCCCGCCUGAGAGACGCCGCCGCCGCCCCCACCCCCCACAUCGGCCAAGCGAGCGCUCGUCGUUAGAUUUAACGCAAACGGGAACGGCAAUGGGGAUUAGUAAAUAACCCAGGAGAGACAGCGACACCGCACGGUUUCACGUGCCACUGCGUUGAUUAUAUGGCUUCUGUUGCGGACUGCUGCAGGCGGUGCAAAGGUUGUUGGUAAUUGCUAAGCUAGGGCAAUUGUGGGUUUACAAAUGAGGAACGAAAUGGCUAUCGCCCGCUGCCCCCAGGGGCUUUUGUUUCGUUGUGGUGUACCACGUGGGUUGGGAAUGAAAGGUUGUGCAGAAAAGUGUUGCCUUGAUGACUGGGAAGUAGAAAUUGGUCAUUUUCCCCACUUGAAUUAUGAGCACGUAAUGUGUUUUGCAGUGGCAGUUGAAAAACAAAUGAGUUCAACAAUUGUCAGGCGUCCAAAUGCACUUAGGGUCACAUCGGGGGGUGGGGACAGCCCAUGGAUGGGGUCAGCAUCUGAGAAGGGAAAGUUCAAAGGAGAGAGUGACUUGAUCCAUUUAAAUGAGCCCGUGGGGCAAUGGAGGAGAUUGAGAUUUUGGAGUCAGGACACGAUUCAUGGUGUUACGAGAGGUGAAAAAUUGUGUGUAUCACCUAAAUUAUACGUUUUCAAUAAACGUGUGUGUGCGUGUGUGUGCACGUGUGUGUGUGCACGUGUGUGCCGUCUUGUGUGUCUGUGUGACCACAGUGUUUAUCACAUUUUCUCUGGAAUCUGGAGAUGAGGGUUUUCACUUUUGGGUUUAUUAUGUGUGUUUGAGUUUUGUGUGAUAGAUCCUGUUGGUUUUCCUUCUAGCUUUACGACAUAACAGCUUCAUCCCGAACAAUACAUCCCUGUCCCAGAGUUCAGGAUGAGGGAUAUCUGAGAGAAUUUUCCCCAUGUGAAUCUUGUUUUUUUUUUAGUCUGAAAAAAUUGUCCAGGUUUUUUGUUUAGUUUUUAACAUUUGAGGGUGAACUGUACACAGCUUUUUAACAUCUUCCCCUAAGGGGGGCAUACGCAUGACAUAUUGCCCAUCCAAAGUGUGAGAAGUGAGAUGAAAUCAACUUCUCCGUCACUGCCAAUGGUGUAAGGGAUAUAGGUAUUAACAAAUCUUCCAGCAUGGAUUGAUUUUACAGAACCAUUUCCACAUUUAUAUAUAUGAACAUAUAUUGGACUUCUACAACUGUAAAUCUUGUAACCUAAUGUAAAGGAAAAAAAUAUAUAUACGCCGCUUUUAAGGGUUUUUUUAAUACAUACCAAUUCACCAUCGCGAAUGUAAAUAGUGACUCGCGAUCCGUGUUGCGUUGAGAUGAAUGCAGUCGGUGUAAAUGACAACGGCAGGCGGAGAAAAAAAGGAUGUUGGCAAGAGGGUGUUGCCCCCCACCCCCCACCACCGUUAUGUACAGUUUUGUAGUGCUGACGCACACACACACACACGCGCGCGCACCACAUUUAGGGACCAAAGCGUUCGUGCCAUUUCUGCGGAUGGUUGUGUUCUCGAUUAGAAAAGUAUCAUGCUCCUUUAUUAUAUAAAUACAGUAUAUAGAUAUAUUAUAUAUUAUAAAUAAGCAAGAAAAUAAAAAAAUGAGCAUUGAGGAAGAGUGGGUUUCUGGGGGGCUGUGCCCUUUUCUCAGAAUAUAGAAUUAAUCAAAAUUCCUAUCCUAUCGCUUGCUUACAGCCUGCUGAAUUGUGUCCUCUAUUGUCCAGGGAAGGGGGAGGAGGUCCCUUUGAAAAUGCCCUUGCUAUGUUUAAAAAAAAAAAACUUUGUUUACAUGAAUCGCCCUUUAAUACUGUACAUGUCCCAGCUGGUGUGAGUGAAACUUACAUUUUGUUCGUGUUUGUGUGUGUGUUUUAUUUCUGGUGCGUGAAAACAAAACGGAUUAAAAAAAAUGUACAAAAAAAACCGGACGUAACAUUGGGCGGUGUUGCCCAUUCAUAUGUACCUUUGAGCUUAAUUGUGACACUUCAAAUUAAGUGUGAGGGGGCAGCAACGGUCUCAAAAAUGACCCUGUGUGUACAAAACGCAUGUCCCUGUAUGGGCCGUAUGUGUGUAUAUACGAUCUAAUUAUUUUAGAUUUUUUUUUUUUGGUCAGGGUAAAGGCGAUCGUGGGUGAAAUAUAGGGAACCGGAAAGGGCGCAGGGUGUCACGUGGGGGGGUAAGGGAGGGGCAAGGUUUAAAUAAUUGCAUAGUAUUCAGUUUGUUUCUUCUGUUUGUACAAUUUCAACUCUGAAAAGUGUAAAUGUUUAUUUUAGUAUGUAUACAGUAUACCUUAUGAAUACGUGUACAUAGUUGUAUAUAUAACACAGGUUUUACAGUUGCCUCUUGUGUUGGAAACUCACAUUUUUGUAUUAUCACCACUCGCCCCCUGUAACACUGUACGUAUUCUGUUCAAAGUGUAGUAUUUGGUGUACAUACUGAACUCACAGGUAAUGUUUAACAGUGAGGAUGUAAUUAGGAUGUAAUCAGUUCUUGCAAGACAAUAAUUUCUAUAUUUUGCAUGUACAGAUGCGGAUAUCAGUGUCAGAGUAUAUGUUGGUAAAUAAAUGCACCCUAAAAUA
Lethenteron reissneri (Far Eastern brook lamprey) is the source of this 12322-nucleotide messenger RNA. RefSeq names its product ankyrin repeat domain containing 11 (gene ANKRD11). NCBI's taxonomy places the organism in Eukaryota, Metazoa, Chordata, Hyperoartia, Petromyzontiformes, Petromyzontidae. Gene Ontology annotation, cellular component: nucleoplasm. Gene Ontology annotation, molecular function: protein binding. The record is from RefSeq and is a predicted model, not a curated record.